Molecule: messenger RNA, 978 nt
Organism: Penicillium angulare
Lineage: Eukaryota; Fungi; Ascomycota; Eurotiomycetes; Eurotiales; Aspergillaceae
Product: alpha/beta hydrolase family protein
Exons: 2
Coding region: 1-978 (325 amino acids)
Molecular function (GO): hydrolase activity
Source: RefSeq, a predicted model, not a curated record
AUGACAUCCAUUUCGGGAGCCACUUUUGGCCAGAAAUUCACCAAUGUCAAUGUCAUCCAACUGAACUACAAGACGGUCGGAAAUCACAGCAUUCGAGCAGAUGUGAUAGUUCCAAAAUCUCUGCCUGCUGGGCUAAGACCUGUCAUAGCUCGAGUACAUGGCGGUGGACUGACCGGAGGCGACUCAAUGUUCUCUCCAAUGUUUUCAGCUUGGCUUCCUGAGUUGGCAGAAACUCAUGGCGCGAUUAUCGUCUCACCGAACUAUCGCUUAAUGCCCGAGGCCACGGGAGUUCAAAUCUUGGAAGAUAUGGAUGAUUUCUGGACAUGGCUUCAUUCAGAUACAUUGCGAGACAUUCUCAAAUUGCAUAACGUUAUGAUUGAUCUAGACCGUGUUAUGACGGCCGGGGAGUCAGCUGGUGGCCUGCUGAGCCUCUACUUGACAUUCACUUACCCUGAUCAAAUCCGUGCAGCGACGACAGCCUACCCGCUCCUGAGCUGGGACGAGCCCGCCAUUCUUCUCGAUCAUCCAAAUCCAACAGAGCCAGAAUCAUUUAUAGAUGAGUACAUUGCCAACAUACAACCCGGGGAAUUUGUCUCAGCCGAUAUAGACUACCAGCGGGCUCAUCUCAGUAUCGCAAUUGCAGAGCACAAACGAGGAUCGGGCUUAUACACUCGCAACUCAGAGAACACAAGGUAUUACGAUACUAUGUUUCAACUACCGAGAUUGGAUCAGCCAGAUGUGAAACUUCCACCGGGCGGCUUGUUGAUUAUUCAUGGAGUUGAAGAUCGUGCUGUCUUGGUAGAAGCUAGCCACAGAUUCGUGAACAAGGCUCGCAAGGCUUUGAAAUCAAGGCAGGGCGGUGAUAAAAUUUCGCUUUGUUUGCGUCCUGGGGCGCAUGGUUUUGAUGCGGAUUCAUCGUUGAAAGAAGAAUGGUUGACAAAUGCUCUAGCGCCGGUGUUGAAAGAUUGGUUGGAGUGA